Messenger RNA from Penicillium vulpinum, 269 nucleotides. RefSeq lists its product as uncharacterized. NCBI's taxonomy places the organism in Eukaryota, Fungi, Ascomycota, Eurotiomycetes, Eurotiales, Aspergillaceae. Bases 57 to 269 code for a protein of 70 amino acids. The transcript has 3 exons. The record is from RefSeq and is a predicted model, not a curated record.
AACACGUGCAUAAGUUCAUCUUCAAUGAUAGGCAACGGACUGUCUUGGUGGCAAUCAUGGCUAUGCUUUUAGAUUGGUUAUACUGUGGUAACGGGGAUUCGGUCUUGCCAAUUAUCAACCAAGCAGCGAUGGCUGUUUUGUUUGUUAGCUUCCUGUUUUUCUGGUUGUUAACCUUGCCGGCUCUUUCGUUCCCUAUUAAUAAGGUUCGGUAUAUUUUUGAGGUCAGAACAUACUUUUCGCCGGCUUAUACUAUUGCCUUCUUUGGCUGA